This is a messenger RNA of Gasterosteus aculeatus aculeatus (three-spined stickleback), 1969 nucleotides long. It is a transcript of the gene hoxa10b, whose product is annotated as homeobox A10b. Lineage: Eukaryota; Metazoa; Chordata; Actinopteri; Perciformes; Gasterosteidae. Gene Ontology annotation, molecular function: RNA polymerase II cis-regulatory region sequence-specific DNA binding; DNA-binding transcription factor activity, RNA polymerase II-specific. The record is from RefSeq and is a predicted model, not a curated record. Gene Ontology annotation, cellular component: nucleus. Gene Ontology annotation, biological process: regulation of transcription by RNA polymerase II.
UCCAGGUAUUUAAAAAACAGCCUCAUAAUAGUCAUCGGAGCAGGACCAGGAGGGUUAAAAGUCCCACGACCAAAAGAGUCACGCAGGACCUUUCGGAUCUUUGAUGCACCCUGUGCUUCUCUCAGGGGCACCCCUGGAACCCUUCAUUUUUACUGUGCUGUAAAACUGGCCAUAAAGCUCUGCAUUGUAUAUAAUUGUUAGGGACAGCUUUCAAUAACCGAGCUGUCAUAUGGGUUGUUGUUAAGUUCACACACGCAGCCCUGGACCUAUAGAUGCAGGAACGAGGGGUCAUUAUGCAAGAUUCAAUAAGGGAUCUGAAGGUUUUACGUAACCCCCCCCUGCUGCAUCACCUUCUUCUCUAUUCUGGUCGCUUAAAAACUAAAACAAAAUAUACGACAGCCUGGUCGGACUGGGAGGAGUCUGGAGUUGCCUGGUGUUUUAAUUGGCUGCAGGCUACAGAGAGAAGCGUGAGUAUCAGUAAUUAUUCAGCAAUGUUUUUGCACAAGAAAUGUCCGCCAGAAAGGGCUAUCUUCAUCCUCCGUCGAAUUAUACCACAACGAUGACAUGCCCCAACAACCAAGCAGGGAAUUCGUUUUUCGUGGACUCUCUAAUAAACGUGAGAACCGACAGCGGUUCGUAUUACCAAAGUAACGGGGUGUAUUUGCCUCCUGCGUCGGAAUAUACCUAUGGACUCUCCGGUGGCUCCUGUUUCCCGGGGAUCGGUAAGCGCAACGAGCCGAGCACGCAGAGCGUGAUCCCGUCCUCUGCUCCGUAUGUCCAAGGGAUGGAAACGUGGCUGGAAACGUCGAGAUCUUGCCGGGUGGAUCAACCCGGCGGGCACCACAUGGGCCAGUGUUCAUUCUCACCGAAUAUCAAAGAGGAGAGCGCGUACUGCCUUUACGAGUCUGACAAGUGUCCCAAAGGACGAACGGUGGAGGACCUUUCCUACUCGACUGCAUCGUGCCCGGUUACCGGCAGCACGUUACCGGUCCCGGGCUACUUCCGCCUCUCUCAGACAUACGCGUCCUCCAGGCUUUACCAUGACGUCCAGCCCAACGUGAAUCACUUUACCCUUCCACGACCUACCCACUUGGACAGCCAGCCCCAGACUGCUUCUGCUGAUCUGGAGCGGAGGGAGAGCCGCCAGGAGGCGCCUGUCCCCGAGCCUUGCGCCCCGGCUAAAGAGGAGGACAGCCGCCCCUCCACGGAGCGCUCAUCCUCCCCGGAGCCCGAAGAGACCUGCAGUGCGGAGUGUCCGGAGACGCCAGCCAAAGGAGAUGGAAAAACGGAAGGCACGGCCAACUGGCUCACAGCUAAGAGUGGUCGAAAGAAGCGCUGCCCCUACACCAAGCACCAGACUCUGGAGCUGGAGAAGGAGUUUCUCUUCAACAUGUACUUGACUAGAGAGCGUCGUCUGGAGAUCAGCCGCAGUGUGCACCUCACUGACAGGCAAGUCAAAAUCUGGUUCCAAAACAGGAGGAUGAAACUAAAAAAAAUGAGCCGGGAGAAUAGGAUCCGAGAGCUCUCCGGUAACUUUAGUUUCUCAUGAGACUGCUGCGACUUUGGCGCCCUCCUCCAUCUCUGGAAUGGGCGCCUGUGCAGAGCCCCCAAACCCAACUGUGAGAAUAUCCAUGGGAAAAAGGAUCCCACUGCUAACUUAUUGAUUGUUGUUCUUUCAUAUUUUCAAUUCCGUUUUUAUUUAAUCGUGAAUGUGUAUUUAUAAAUUGCUUCAUUUGUAACGUUGAUCCAUUGUGUUUAAUGGUGUGCAUAAUGUGACCACAAUGUUUCAGACCUUCAGGCUUGUACAUAUUGUAUAGUCACCCUGAGUGGACUUUGCAUGCAGGACUAACUCUUGGGAUACUUGUGUCACAUGUGAUAAAUGUAAUGUGACAGCAAAGGAGCCCGAGAGCUUUGAGGAAUAUUUGCACAUUUUUCUGGUCAAAAUAAUAAAAGCAUCCCUGCAACUGUA